AGCAUUCGUAUCCUUUGUCUUGUGGUGAUCGAACGUACAAUAGCUGGUGCCUUGCCUUUAAAUAGCUUGGAGUUGUUAACUUUUUUUCCAAACAUCGAUUCGUGAAUUUUGCAUCAAAAAAAAAAUCAGUCUUCUCGUAAUUCCAGCAAUCGAUCCUUGCGUAAUCGAACAUAUUUGAGUUACUAAACGGUGAACUUUUGAGUACAUUUUGGUGAUUAUUCUGGCAAGUGGUUUUGCAACGCGGUGAAAAUGUUGAAACUGCUGUUCAAGCACAAGAAGACUGCCGAAGAGAUCGUGCAAAAGGUUGGCGACGGAUUGGUUGCGCUGGACCGUGGUGGACAGCAGGCGAUCGCGGCGAACGAGUCCAUCAGCCGCAAUUUAAUCGCUAUGAAGAAAAUGGUGUACAAGACGAGCGAUUCGGACGAGUACAACUACACCAUGUCGCAACUGUCCCAGCAGCUGUACAAAACCCACCUAUUCCUGCUUCUGAUCAAGAAUCUUCAUCGUCUCCAGUUUGAGGCAAGAAAGGACGUGGUGCAGGUGUUCAUCAACGUACUGAUACGCGAAAUCGGAGCACGCUUGCCGACGGUGGAUUACAUCUGCUCCAAGCCGACCAUUCUGCACUCGCUGCUCGACGGCUAUCGCCAUCGGGAAACUGUGUUCAGCUGUGGUACGAUGUUGCGCGAGUGUGCAAUGCACGAGCCGUUGGCAAACAUAAUGCUGAACUCGGCUGGAUUCUACACGCUGUUCGACUACAUUGCCGAACCAGCGUUCGAAACGUCGUGCGAUGCGUUCUCAACGCUUAGUGCGCUGCUCACCAACCAUCCGGUACUGAGUGCCAAGUUUCUGACCGAUAACUACGAGCAAGUGUUCAAGCGUUACGAGCUGCUGCUCAAAUCGACCAACUACGUGACGCGUCGCCAGAGCCUGAAGUUGCUGAGCGGUAUACUGCUCACGCCGCAAAACUAUCACGUGAUGAUGAAGUACGUGGGCCGAGAGCAGAACUUGAAGAUCAUAAUGAACAUGCUGAAGGAUAAGUCGCGCCACAUCCAGUACGAGGCGUUCCACGUGUUCAAGGUGUUUGCUGCGAAUCCGGAAAAACCGAAAGAGAUCCGUGAGCUGCUGUUGCGCAACAAGCAACCCAUCGUUCACUUCUUGGCCCGUCUCCUUCCGACGAUGGAAAAUGAUGAGGAGUUCGUCGAGGAGAAGGCGUACGUGAUCGAUAAGAUCAAGCAGCUGAAGCAGGAUUCGGCGAACAAGUAGACGAGCGAUUUUCUCCAUAUCAGUCCUCCUGCCGGCCCAGCACACAGCUGGUCGGUGGUGUCGGCUAUCAUUUCCCUUUGACAACAUAAAUGACAUAUCGCAGCACAAGCUGUACAUUAUACUUAAGCUACGAAUAUGACUUCGGAUAUCCGGUGGGUGGUUGUUGGGAUAUCCGGAUGAUUAGACGUGUAUCAUAAUCGUUUUAUAAAACAUAUUCCAACAGCACAAGCUGUAUAUAUCUUCUAGAAAUUAGAAUUCGCUGCAAAGCGUGGUGGUGGGAUCCUAACCAGGGGAUUUAGAUUCGGCAAACAUUUUAAGGAAGCCGGUUUUACUUAAAGGGUUUUAAGCUUCAGCUACGUUGUACGAAUGUACGUUUCGAGCGGAAAUAAAGUUAUAGUAUAAAACCCA
Molecule: messenger RNA, 1671 nt
Organism: Anopheles stephensi (Asian malaria mosquito)
Lineage: Eukaryota; Metazoa; Arthropoda; Insecta; Diptera; Culicidae
Product: protein Mo25-like
Exons: 6
Coding region: 250-1263 (337 amino acids)
Biological process (GO): intracellular signal transduction
Molecular function (GO): protein serine/threonine kinase activator activity
Source: RefSeq, a predicted model, not a curated record